AGAGAACAAAUGCUAUAUACAUGAUCCCUACUAUUGUAUCACAACUACGACAAUUUAUGUAGCACCUUGGACCUAUAUGACUCUGAAUAUCCCAUUUCUUUUUGGCCAUGUUUUGGUUCAGCAUCUGUUUGGGAUGGAAGAAAAUUUUGAAACUAGCGUUGUUCGUCAUCUGAGAGCUUCUCUAUCAACUCUACCGAUUCACACAAAGGCUAAGUGCCAUAUUCAAUCGGAGCGGCUGAGUUUAAAAUCAAGGUGCAAAAGAGCUCAAUAUUCGUGUUAUUGGCACCGAAGGGGGGUUCACGCCAAAUGGUCUUACUUUGGUGCAGACCUUAUUUACAAGAUAUCGACUCAUCAUAUAUUGAAUUAGUUUUACCAUAUAUCGGCUUUUCGCAGCCUUUUGCACCUUUUCAUGCAUUUUCGUACUCUGACGCAACCAAAAUAUGGCCAGAUUGGGUCAAACAAGGAAUCCAUCAGGCCUGAAAACGUGCAAAUUGCUGUAAACGCACACUUAUCAGUGAAAUUAAAAACCCAUGCCCUAUUAACUCAUUGCCGCGACCCCUCUUUGUUUCUUCUCGCCCUUCACCAACGUUUCACCAGGCCAGUGUAUAUAACUACAUUUUCAUCUAAGAUGCAGGGUAAUCAUGUCAUGGCCAAGCUGCAGUCAUUAAACGCCAUCCAAUGAAGCUUUCUCACUUGUAUCUUAAACGCUAGCAGAGGAUACUUGAAUAUCGUACAUGCGGCCCACUGUCGGGAUAUCACGAGGCUGCUUUCUUCACUAUUUUGGUUUAAUAUGUCACUGGAAAUACUAUCAAGAAAACGAUACCCUUCUCGAAUUACACAUUCAGAUAGUGCCUCUCUGAAAUCGUUACGACCAAUUGGCCUACCGAUAAAAGCUUGCCCGGCUUCAAUUUCAGGUACAACCAAGUUCUUCCCACUCUUUCGUCUACCCGAGACCGACUCCAGCAAUAGUUCAGUGCGUGACUCAGUCAGGCUGUAAUGUCAUAAUUCAGCCUGAGAAUACAGUAAACGUAGAUCAUCUAGGUUAUCGAUUCAAAUCCGCUGGUCGCCCACCGACAGGAGGCAUAUAAGGGUUGCCGCGAUCUAUUGUAUGUCAAUAGAUGAACUCGAGCCGAGUCCCAAUCAUUACCUAUUUGGGACGAGUUGCAGUUCAACAGGGGAUGACAAUGCUAUAAAUUUAGUCCGCACCCGUGCGUAAUGUUUUACGUCGCAGCACAUGGCUGUCACUGGGGUUGCAAACCUCGAAUAGAUCAACAAGCCCACCCUAGCUAUAGUGCUAGUUUUCAUAGCUGCAUAUGUUAUUAUGAAUGGCCGAGUAAAGCGCAAAACAAGCAUACUGCUGCCGCCGAGUCCCUUUGCCUGUGCUGGGCAACGUGCUUGGCUUCAAUUCCAAGGAGCCCUGGAUCACUUAUAUGGAGUGGGCAAAAGUUCAUGGUGAUCAUAUACCCGUUUACUCAACCAAUCAUCGUUGUCAACUCCGAAAAAGUGGCUAAUGAUCUUCUUGAGCGUCGCGCAAGUAACUACUCUGAUAGGCCGCAGUUCAAUACUACCCACUUGUUUGGAUGGGGUUUCACUUCAAUAUUUUUCAACUAUGGCAACAGAUGGCGACUGCAUAGGCGACUUUUCCAGCAGGCCUUUCGAGCUGAUGCUGCUCUGACUUAUCGGCCUGUGCAGUUGCGUAAAGUACACCAACUUCUAGCUAACUUACUUGAAACCCCCGGAGAAUCUUUUGAUUGUUUACAAAUGCUAUCUGCGGCUAUAAUAAUGGAAGUGACAUAUCGAUAUGACCCAGCACCCCGCCAUGACCCUUUAGUGAUGGCUGUGGAGCGCACGGCAGAUAUACUCAUCAAAGCGCUAAGGCCUGAGGGGGCUGUGGUCUUCAGUGUAUUUCCAUUUUGCGACACAUCCCUCCUUGGUUCCCCGGAGCAGAUUUCAAGCGCAAAGCCAAUGAAUGUCAGAAGCUGACUGUUGAUGUAGUU
Molecule: messenger RNA, 1997 nt
Organism: Serpula lacrymans var. lacrymans S7.9
Lineage: Eukaryota; Fungi; Basidiomycota; Agaricomycetes; Boletales; Serpulaceae
Exons: 13
Coding region: 1216-1983 (255 amino acids)
Molecular function (GO): monooxygenase activity; heme binding; oxidoreductase activity, acting on paired donors, with incorporation or reduction of molecular oxygen
Source: RefSeq, a predicted model, not a curated record